Molecule: messenger RNA, 1452 nt
Organism: Homarus americanus (American lobster)
Lineage: Eukaryota; Metazoa; Arthropoda; Malacostraca; Decapoda; Nephropidae
Gene: sau
Product: Golgi phosphoprotein 3 homolog sauron-like
Exons: 6
Coding region: 111-977 (288 amino acids)
Biological process (GO): Golgi organization; Golgi to plasma membrane protein transport; Golgi vesicle budding
Cellular component (GO): cytosol; Golgi cisterna; trans-Golgi network
Molecular function (GO): phosphatidylinositol-4-phosphate binding
Source: RefSeq, a predicted model, not a curated record
UAUAAAGGUCGCUGGCUCAGUGUUUACUGUGUUGUGUAGAGCGAGUGUCGAGUUGGCACUUGGCGACUCUCAAUUUUCAGUAUUUUGUGAAUAUAUGGAAGCCUGAUAAGAUGAAUAGACCAGACGGGCUUAUCCAGCGAAGGAACGUACAAAAAGAAAAAGACGAGAAGAAUAACCAAAACGACAGUGAUGAUGAGAAGAGAAGACAUUCUAGUGGAGACGACGAUCUGGACGACGGGGACUCCAAGGAAACAAGACUUACACUAAUGGAAGAAGUGCUUUUACUGGGGCUCAAAGAUAAAGAAGGAUACACAAGUUUCUGGAAUGAUUGCAUAUCAUCAGGUCUUCGUGGGUGCAUCUUGAUAGAACUGGCACUAAGAGGUAGAGUGGAACUGGAAAAGGCUGGGUUACGACGCAAGUCCCUUCUAAACCGUAAGGUAAUAUUGCGAUCUGACCAGCCAACUGGAGAUGUGUUAUUGGACGAAGCACUAAAACACAUAAAAGAAACAGAUCCACCAGAGACUGUACAAUCUUGGAUUGAAUUUCUUUCUGGGGAAUCUUGGAACCCACUCAAAUUGCGUUAUCAGCUGCGCAAUGUGCGAGAACGGCUAGCCAAGAACAUGGUGGAGAAGGGGGUCCUUACAACUGAAAAACAAAACUUUCUUGUAUUCGACAUGACCACACAUCCUCUUACAGAUAAUGUCACUAAGACGAAACUUGUGAAAAAGGUCCAGGACAGUGUGUUGAGUCGGUGGGUAGGUGACCCCCAGAGGAUGGACCGGCGGGUACUUUCACUCAUUUAUCUCGCACAUGCAUCUGAUGUCUUAGAAAAUGCCUUUGCUCCUCUGUCUGAUGAUGACUAUGAGGUUGCCAUGAAACGUGUACGAGACCUCUUGGAUCUUGACUUGGAUGUGGAAGCUGCAAAACCCAAUGCCAAUGACUUAAUGUGGUCAGUGUUUGCAGCAUUCAUUAAAUAAAUCUUGUGUGUCAAGGUUGAAAUGGAGGAACAAUAUAUUAGUGCCUGUGAUGAUUCUGAUGAACAUGGUUUGGGAAAUAUUAGUAUCAUAUUUAUUUACAUGCUAUGUGAUAUAUCAUGAUUUGAAUUUUUCCUUCGUGUAAUCCACACUCUUAUUACUUUUCCAAAGUUUUGACAUGAAAGGUGUAGGAUUAUGCAUUAGGUGAAGGUUGCUCAUGACUUUACCAUACCACAUCCUUAAUAGUUUAUGAAGAAAUAACAGUUGUAUGAGGAUGAUCUACCAAGUAAGUAGGUUAUUGUUGUUAUCCUUAUUGCCUGUCCAUUUAAUAGGGGAUAGAGCAAACACAUAACCUCUUAACAUAGAUAGAUGAUGGCUUAAACCUUUUCAAUAUUUAGCAUAUGGUAGUCUGUGUGUGUGUGAGAGUGAGUGAGUGAGUGAGUGAGUGAGUGUAUUAUAUAUAUAUAUAUAUAUAUAU